ACACAAUCAGCACCCGGCCACCUAUACAUUGAAUACAGGCGGUUCCGCGCGUAGACGUUUUACCGGUACGAUCGAAACGCAACAAAACUUCUUCAGUUUCUUUGCUGACUAGUGGAGUGCGUACGGCACGGCCGCGAGAUUCACGUAUACCAGUCCAGCAGUGAUCGCGGACACGUCUGCUGUGUUAUGUGUCGUUUGGAGAACCGCACCAACCGAUCGUUCGUGCACGUACUGCUGCUGUUGCUGAAUAGUUAGCAUACGAAGGUGCUGGGUUACACUUUUCGUACUAGAGUGCUGUGGCAUUAGUCAUCGAAUAUAACACUCGAGAGGCAAUAGUUUGCUAAUCUAGUGAAACUUAUCUCAUACACCGUUGUUUUCAAGUGCAAUCGAACCGUUUCUAAACAAAACUAUUUAAAUUUCUAUCGUCGGCGAGUCAACAAGUUUUUAUCAAAUAAUGUCCUUGGAGGAAACACGUCGUACCCAGCGACCAUAUCGCUAUGGAAUGAUGUUGCUCUGUGUUGGCGCAUUAGUGAAUUGGUUAGGAUUAGCAGAAAAUUAUUCCGAACCAGUACGAUACGCCGGAGUUGCUUGUAUCUUAGCAGGUGCCUGCCUAAUAUGUACUGCAAUGUGUUGUUGGCUACACACACCUGGUCGUUCUGGUGCAAAUGGUGAUGAGGGUGACGAUCCUGUACAUGUGAUAAGUACAACUGAAGAACGACGACGUGAAAAACCACCAGAUUACGAUACAGUGGCAGCAGCUCCACCGAGCUACGAUGAUGCAAUAAAGCUAGAUCCGGCCGCUCUGUUACGAUUAUCAAAAGGAUCGAAUAUAACCAGCAGCAGUAAUUCGAAUACCAAUUAUCUUCCUACAGCACAUCCUAGUUCAUCCCAAACACUGAACAACGGUACCAGUGUUGUAGAUGUUUCCAGCAGUAGUGUUAGCCAAAUAGUAGAUAGUUCUAUGGCCUUUAUCGAUGAAAAAGUGUGUUCCGAGAAACCUCCUCCUUACUUAGCGCAACCUGCCAGCAGUACAGCCGAUGAGCAAACGUCUCAUCGAACGAACUAAUUCAAUGAAAAUUCUUUACUUUCUCCUUCAAAGCAACGACGAACUGUCUACAAUGUCUAGCAAGUGCUUUCCCGCAUUCGCAAAUCGGAAAAGGCUUACCCAGACACAACAAUUAUGGCUGUGUUCGUAUUCUUAAAUUGUAAGCUACCGCAUCCAGUACGCAUGAAACAGAGGAAUUAAAAGGACGUUGACAUCUGCAACCCUCAAAUGAAGCUGUACAGUAUUAGCGAUGCCAUAUUCGAUGCAGAUGAUGUUCGCAAGGAGACUAUAUCUUCAAGUGCAGUUAAGAAUUCCUAUUUUUUCGGUACUCGCGAAUCUAGCGUUUAGACAGGAUUUAUGCGAAGCCCUAGGAAUGUUAGUUACGGAACCUCACUUACAUUACCGAUCGCACUCAAUACGAGCGCAUGAAAAUAAACCAAACGAUUGUGGGCAACUGAACGUGGAUGUUAUCAUGGAAUAAUGCUGCCCUAAAUAUGGUCUUAUUUUUGUGAUAAUAGUACUAUAAGCAAAUAAAGAUAGCCGAUAUGA
This is a messenger RNA of Anopheles stephensi (Asian malaria mosquito), 1594 nucleotides long. RefSeq lists its product as uncharacterized. The record is from RefSeq and is a predicted model, not a curated record. NCBI's taxonomy places the organism in Eukaryota, Metazoa, Arthropoda, Insecta, Diptera, Culicidae. The coding region runs from base 455 to 1066 and encodes 203 amino acids. The transcript has 4 exons.